Messenger RNA from Miniopterus natalensis, 900 nucleotides. RefSeq names its product arachidonate 5-lipoxygenase activating protein (gene ALOX5AP). Gene Ontology annotation, biological process: leukotriene biosynthetic process. Gene Ontology annotation, molecular function: glutathione transferase activity; leukotriene-C4 synthase activity; glutathione peroxidase activity. NCBI's taxonomy places the organism in Eukaryota, Metazoa, Chordata, Mammalia, Chiroptera, Miniopteridae. Gene Ontology annotation, cellular component: endoplasmic reticulum; nuclear envelope; membrane. The record is from RefSeq and is a predicted model, not a curated record.
AAUAAUGAAAGACAGAGUGCAGGCCCUCACUUCCCCUUCCUGCACAGUGCAGACGUGUGUGCCACGGAACAGUCCUCGCUGGUGAGCCUGAAGCAAACAUGGACCAAGAAACUCUGAGCAAUAUUGUCCUGUUGGCCAUCGUCACCCUCAUCAGCGUGGUCCAGAACGGGUUCUUCGCCCACAAGGUGGAGCAUGAAAGCAAGACCCAUACUGGGCGGAGCUUCCAGAGGACAGGGACACUUGCCUUUGAACGGGUCUAUACUGCCAACCAAAACUGUGUUGAUGCGUACCCCACUUUCCUCGUCGUGCUCUGGAGUGCAGGGCUACUAUGCAGCCAAGUUCCUGCUGCCUUUGCUGGGCUGAUGUACCUGUUCGUGAGGCAAAAGUACUUCGUUGGCUACCUAGGAGAGAGAACUCAGAGCACACCUGGCUACAUAUUUGGGAAGCGUAUCAUACUGUUCCUGUUCCUCAUGUCCCUUGCUGGCAUAUUCAACUAUUACCUCAUCCUAAUUUUCGGAAGUGACUUUGAAAACUACAUAAAGACGAUCACCACCACCAUCUCCCCUCUGCUUCUCAUUCCCUAGCUCUAUGCUGAAUACAGGGUUGGUGCUCUCAUCUGAUCAAUACCUAGGCGUCAUCAUUGCUUAGCCCUUGAGAGAUGCAGGCCCUCUUAGAUAGGAAAUAAAUCUAAUGACCAUCCGGGCUUCACAGCUUGAGUUCACCUUGCUUUUUCUGGAAGAAAAUAAUUCUCUGUCAGCUCCGCCCCUUGAAAAUGACAGAGGCCCCAAAUUUGUUACUCAGACCCACUCUGUAUGUUCCUUGAUUUAUCCUGCUUCCUGAAGAUGUUUUGGGAUCAGAUUUGUGUUUUCCUAAAAUAAAAUGCAGACACGUUUGAAGCUG